Molecule: messenger RNA, 819 nt
Organism: Auanema sp. JU1783
Lineage: Eukaryota; Metazoa; Nematoda; Chromadorea; Rhabditida; Rhabditidae
Source: the annotation of a GenBank genome assembly
AUGACUCUGUUAGGUUCACUGCUCCAAUUUCGUCUCGUUUUUAUAAUUAAAACUAAAGACAAUUUACGGAAAUAUGCUGCUUAUCAUCUUUUGGCUCAUGCUGCAUUCAUGCAAGGAGUCAACUGCUUAUCUCAACUCGCAAUGAUAUGCAUCACUUUUUUCCGUUCUGAUGCGAAUUACACUCUCAACAAAUUCUUCGGAGCUGUGUUUCAUGGCUCUUGGACUGGAGAAUAUCCUACAAUUCUCAUGCUAUCCAUCAACCGACUGAUUGCUAUUAAUUGGCCAUACUAUCUUCAUUUCAUGUUUGAUGGACGCCCUUUCCAGAUUUUCUUACAAUUUUGUAUAGUUUAUGCUCUUACAAAUUUUGUGGUUUGUUUAACACCUGCCAUUUCAUCAUUAUGGGAUCCACAGUUAGCGACGUUUUAUUUUGAAGGUGACACAGUCAUCAGCUCGAUUAUCGUGUUCAUCGACUCCAAAAUCGUUGUUUGGAUUGUUCUACUGUCGUCGUUACUCUACAUCAUUACUUUCAUUGGUUUAGUUUACAAAAUUCAAUCAAGUGGAUUAAGCUCUGUUCGCGCUGAGCUACCUCUGCUACUAAAUUUUUUUGGGUUGUUUCUCGCCACAGGUAUCACUCUGUAUCUAUGGCAUCAUCCACCGUCUGACAGCCUUCUUUACUUCAACUUUUUCAAUAUAUUUGUGAUUUUUCGAUUUGCCUUUGUGAAUAUUAUCCUUUUAAUGUACAACAGGACGAUACGGCGACACUUCUUCUUCGCAUCGUCAAAGCGUAUCCACGAUUCAACAGCGAUCUCUAAGUUUUGA